This is a messenger RNA of Rattus rattus (black rat), 459 nucleotides long. RefSeq names its product mitochondrial ribosomal protein L36 (gene Mrpl36). Gene Ontology annotation, biological process: ribosome biogenesis; translation. Gene Ontology annotation, molecular function: structural constituent of ribosome. Gene Ontology annotation, cellular component: mitochondrial large ribosomal subunit; ribosome. The transcript has a single exon. Lineage: Eukaryota; Metazoa; Chordata; Mammalia; Rodentia; Muridae. The record is from RefSeq and is a predicted model, not a curated record.
AUGGCUGCCCUGCUUAUACAGAAUGUGGUGUCUUCAGUCAUGGACCCACUCCUGCACCUGAGUCACCUCUUGAGGAAGCCCCGGGCCUUCUCCUCGUUGCUGCUGGGGACACUUUCAAGCACCUGAACAAAGGUGUACUCGCUUCUUGGUGGCUGCUUUCUGCCUCACCUGUAGUCCUGGCUGGGCUCCAAGACCGAGGACGUCAUCCGGAAGCGCGGUAGAGAUUGCUACACAGUGAAGAGGGGUGGGCGCUUGUUUGUCCACUGAAAGACCAACCCUGAGCAUGAGCAGCGGCAAACGUCUCCCUUGCCUUCAAGCAGUGUCCAUGGGAAAUCCGUGGGAAAUUCUGUGGGCCUCAGGGCUCUGUUGAACCCGCUUUCCCCCACACCGUCACCCAGUUCCUUCCAAUCUAGUCAGACUAGAGCUGCAGCUAGAGAAAGAUUGUUACGGUUCCUGUAG